GUUUGAGAGACAUUGUUAGCCUCUCUGCAACUAUUUAAACGAAUUUCAUUCUUUAUAGCCUAGAUAAAUUCUUGGUUUUUCUAAUUGUUUCUCAUUUAGUUUCAACCGAAAUGAAUGGUAACUUAACACAGUUAUUGAGAUUAAAAUAUUUGAUUGUACCUACGGAUUUAUUCAAGGUAUUUAAGAAAAAUGAGGAAAUAGCCCUGACAGUUGUCAAUCCUAUUACUGGAAUAAUAUCAAUUUUGGGAAAUAUUCUAAUGCUAAUUUUCCUUUUGGUGAACUGGAAGAAAACUUAUCGAAAUCCCACAAAAGUAUUUCUUAUCAUAUUCAAUGCGAUAAAUAUUAUUUGCGGAAUUUUACUUAUUUGGUUUACGGCUGUAAUGAAAACGAUUAAAGUUAAUGUAAAGAUUGCUCUACCUUCUUUUGCAACUAGUAUUGAAUUAACAGAUAAUUUGGCAACGUAUUUCGGAACUAGCUUAUUUGUCUUAACAAUUACAUCCAUGCUAUUGGCGGUAAUGUCGUUUGAUCAGUUAUUGAUAUGUUUAAAUAAAAGGGAUUUAAAGUUUAAGAUAAUUAAUUACAUUCUGGUGUUAAUAAUAUUCUUAUUAUGCUUGAUGAUCGGUUUAAGAAUAAGAAGUUCUUGUCCUACAAGAAUGUGCUAUAAAGCAAUUGCUCUAUUACUUUUAUUCUUUAGCGGAGAAAUUCUACAACUAAUUAUGAAUGUUAUAACACUAUUGAAACUACAAAGUAACACGAAUAAAGUAAUCAAUGUUCAACCAAUAUCAAAAGCUGAUUCAAUUGAAACUGGUAAAGAUAUGGAGGAAGACGACAAAGAAAUUCAGUCUGAUAAUCUUUAUAUGACAAUAUUCAUUUUAUCAACUUCAAUAAUAACAUUUGUGAUAACUAUACCAACAUGGUUAGCUAAUUUUAAAGUCAUUGAAUCAACUUCAUUACUAAUCUAUUCAUCGGUAUAUAUGAAUUCUAUUUGGAGCCCAAUUCUCUUCCUUGUCAUGAAUAGAAAAUUUAGACAAUUCAUAAACACUCCUUUUAAAAGAACCUCGGAAUAAGGGGAAAUUAUUUCAGAUUUUGAAGUAUACAAUAAAAUACAGUAGAUAUUAAAUGUCACGUAUACAACUGUGGGUGAUUCGUUUAAGAAUAGAAAUCUUGAUUAUUAUAUAUUGUGUGUAAUGGAUAUAAUUUGCCUAUAACAACCAUUUAUCUAUUAUCCAGAAGUACCGAGCGCAUCAACUUUAAUUUUAUGAGAAUCCAAAAAAAAUGAUACAAAGCAGCGAAUGAUUUUUUCUCUCUCUCUCUCUGUCCAAGUGUCUAUUUAACUAAACCUUGAAUCAAAAUGAAACUUAUAUUUGUGACUGUAAAGUUUUGCUGUAUAACGGACGGACUAUUAAAAAUUGUGCACACAUUUAUAUUCUAUGUUGUCUUAUCGCAAAAAUAAAUGUUUUUUAAAGCAGAAC
Dimorphilus gyrociliatus is the source of this 1472-nucleotide messenger RNA. The record is from the annotation of a GenBank genome assembly. NCBI's taxonomy places the organism in Eukaryota, Metazoa, Annelida, Polychaeta, Dinophilidae.